GUACUGGUUUUAAUCUUUGAAGCCCUAAAUGGCUUGGGCUACCUGAGAGAGCCAGUGUCUUGCCCCAUAUAUCCCUACCCAAUCCUCAAGAUCUUCUUCAGAGGCCCUCCGCUGAGUGUCCUUGCCAAAUGAUGUGAGGUGGGUGGCUACUAGGGAGAGGGCCUUUUUGGUGGUGGCACCCCGUCUAUAUGGAAUAGCUUCCUCAAUGAGGCUCACCUGGAACCAUCGCUUUGUUCUUUUAGACGCCAGGUGAAGACCUUUCUGUUCACCUAGGCCUUUUAAAAUAGGGGUUUGAAAUGUUUUUUAAAAUGCUUUUUGUAUUUCAUUGCACUCUUUAAAAAAAUGUGUGUCAAAUGUAUGUUCUACUUAACUGUUGCUUUAUUGUUUGUGAGCCACCCCAAGUACAAUUUCUUAUGGGUGGCCCACAAAUAAAGAAGAAGAAGAAGAUUAUAUAGCACAGGGCUUCUCAGCCUGGGGUCCUCCAGAUGUUGCUGAAGGACAGCGCCCAUCUCAUGAUGGCAGUUGUAGCUCAGCAACUUGGGCCUCCCCAGGCUGAGGACCCGUGGUCUAGGAUACAAACUGGAGACCUCUAAUAAGAGAGUGAGUGCAUGGAGAGUCAGGAGGAAGUUGUCAGCCAUGAGACUAGACCGGGGGUGUGUGUGGGCUCCUAGACUUCCAAGCGCCAUCCAUCCAUUCCAGCCCAGCCGAUCGUGCAACUCGGGGGUUCUCCAACUUGGGACCCCAGAUGGUGUCGGAAGACCAUUGUGGCUGAGGCUUAUGGGAGUUGAAGUCCAACAAUGUCUGAGGAACCAGGUCUGGGAAUCCCCAACUGAUGCCAUUCCCAUCUUGCUGCUGUUGAACAGGCUUAACAAGGGAAGUGUGUUUCUGACUUCACUACCCUUUCUGGGUCACUCUCAUUGGCAUGGGUGUGCUGCUGCCCCAAUUAGUUCCCUACAGGAAUUGUCCCCACAGCUAAGUAGGGUACACCCUGGUUUGCAUUUGAAUGGGAGGCUACAUGUGUGACCACUGUAAGUGUAAGAACUUCCCCUCAGGGGAUAAGGGGGCCGCUCUGAGAAGAGCACCUGCCUGCUUGCAGGCAGAAGGUUCCAAGUUCCCUGCCUGGUAGCAUCUCCAGAUAGGGCUGAGAGAGACUCCUGCCCGUAACCUUGGAGAAGUUGCUGCCAGUCUGGGUAGAUGAUACUGAGCUAGAGAGACCAAUGGUCUGACUCGGCAUAUGGCAGCUGCCUGUGUUCCUAAAGGUCUGGCCCUGAUAAGUCCCCCUCCACAAUCCACUGAUUAGUCUCUACGAUACCAAAGAACUGGGCCUCCCUGCCCCGAGGCGCUUGCAGUAAACAGUGUGAGGACAGAGGGCGAGACAGCAGAGACUGUUAGGAAACAAGGAAGCAUUCCUCCUGAAUAACAGGAAGCUGGUCCCGUGGCUGCUCCUGGUGGUGGUGCUUAUCUGGCUGACAACACUUCGAAGAAACCACGUCCCCUUGCACAGCAGCUUCCGCCUCGGCUGGUCAGGGUCCCCCAAAGUUCUGAGAGCCUUGAACGGACACUUUCCCCUUCUGAAUUAAAUGUGGCGGCUCCCUGAAUAGCAAGCACAAUAAGCAUGCCCAGUCCUCAGAGGAGGCCUCCCCUUGAGCUUCUGUCCUGCCUGCGCCUCCUGGACGGAGGCCGGCCAGCCCAGAGCAGCAGCCCGUUCCAGAGGCAGGCAGCCUCCUACGAAGAUGGGCGUCUCUGCAUCCGGGAAGAGAGAUCCCAUCGCACUUGCUCCAUAGGGUGACUGGCUUCACUCACUCCCGCCUGCACAGCUGCUGGGAAGGGGCGAGGCCGGAGCAGUGCCGCCUCCUCGUGUAGAGACAAGCAGGCCGGCAGCCUCCUGGGUGGGUGAGCACUUUGGACCCGCGGCAGGGAGUCUCUCCUGCCUUGAUGGACUCCUUUCCUGCAGCACAGGGCAGCCCCAGUUUCCUGAUUGCAACACCUCAACCCAUGACUUAGCAAAGAGGCCUGGAGUGACUUCCUCAGGAAUCCCGACUUCUCCUCUGGACGGGGCCUGAGCUUGUUUCGGGAGGAUCUCGGCAGUGUUGGCGGAGGAGACGCUCAGUGGGGACGAUGCGUGGCCUGGAGGCCUGGCUUGCUUGUGUCCUCUGCUGGUUGCUCCCUUGGCUGCAGUGCGAAAGGCCUGCCUUCAUCCGCCCGGAGCAAGUGCACCUCUCCUCUCCAGGAGAGCCCAACUCCAUGACCGUCACCUGGACAACCUUUGACCCGGCAGAGUCUGUGGUGGAGUUUGGCCCGGAGCCGGAGGCAGCCUUCACGCGCUGGGCCAGAGGAAACGCCACCCUGUUUGUGGAUGGUGGGAAGUUAAGACGUGCCAUGUUCAUCCAUCGCGUCACCCUGCGUGACCUCCUGCCUGGGCAGCGCUAUGUCUACCGCUGUGGGAGCAAGCGCGGCUGGAGCAGGACCUACAGCUUCCAAGCCCUGCUGAACGGCGCCAACUGGAGCCCCCGCUUUGCCAUCUAUGGGGACAUGGGCUUGGUGAACCCCCAGUCCCUGCCCCGGUUGCAGCGCGAGGCGGAAAUGGGCUUGUACGACGUGGUGCUGCACGUAGGGGACUUUGCUUACAACCUGGACACGGAUAAUGCCUAUGUUGGAGAUGCCUUCAUGAGGAGCAUUGAGCCUGUGGCUGCCUUGGUACCAUAUAUGACGUGUCCCGGGAAUCACGAGCAGAAAUACAACUUCUCCAACUAUCGCGCCCGCUUCAGCAUGCCCGGGGACACAGAGAGCCUCUGGUACAGCUGGGACCUUGGCCCUGCCCACAUCGUCUCCUUCUCCACCGAGGUGUACUUCUUCCUGACAUAUGGGCAGCAACUCGUGGCAGAGCAGUUCCGGUGGCUGGAGCGCGACCUGCAGGAGGCAACCCGGCCUGAGCGGCGCAAGGAGCGCCCUUGGAUCAUCACCAUGGGUCACCGCCCCAUGUACUGCUCCAACAACGACCAGGACGACUGCACGGAGUACGAGAGCAUCGUUCGCCAAGGGCUUGAUCAGCACCAGUACGGCUUGGAAGGCCUGUUCUACAAAUACGGGGUCGACCUGGAGUUGUGGGCUCACGAGCAUUCCUAUGAGCGGCUCUGGCCCGUCUUCAACUACACGGUGCAUAAUGGCAGCACAGAGGCCCCCUAUACCAACCCUGGUGCCCCAGUGCAUAUCAUCACCGGAUCGGCCGGUUGCAAAGAGCGGCUGGACCCCUUCGUCCCUGACCCGCGGGCCUGGAGUGCUGUGCGGAUCGAGGACUAUGGCUACUCCCACAUGCAGAUCCUCAACAAGACCCACCUCUGGCUGGAGCAAGUGUCCGACGAUCAGAGCGGGAAAGUCGUGGAUGGCAUUUGGCUGAUCAAGGAGCAUCACGGUCCUGAAUCGUGGCAUUAGCCCUGAGGGGGAAGAGCCCCCCUGGCAAUCUCCCCCUCCCCUAGGUGACUGCCAAGGCUUUUGCCUCCACUCCUGAUGCCCAGCACUUUCCACUGGAGGAAGAAGAAGAAGAGGAGGAGGAAGUCAAAGAAUCAUGUUCUUUGCCAGCCAUCAAAUUGCAGAGCUCAAGGACACUCCUGGCCAUCUGCUUUCCCCUGCUCUUGGGCAGGAGAACGCCUAGAAUCCUCAUGGCUGCCAGCCCAACUGCUCCUACUCCAAGGAGGCCACCACCCAAGGGGUGCUUGUGUCCCUGGAUUUGGCCAAAGGGCCGACCAGGAGCCCAAACACAGGCAAUUCCGUGGCACUCUGGUAAACAGUGUACACAAUGCCAUGUUUCAAAAAGGCCCUCUUGUCCAUUGACUGGACCAACCUUCUUUCCAGGCUGAAAAACAAGAUAGGAACAUAGGAAGCUGCCAUAUACUGAGUCAGGCCCUUGGUCCAUCCAGCUCAGUAUUGUAGUCUACACAGACUGGCAGCAGCUUCUCCAAGGCUGCAGGCAGGAAUCUCUCUCAGCCCUCUCUUGGAGAUGCUGCCAGGGAGGGAACUUGGGACCUAGAUGCUCUUCCCAGAGCAGCCCCAUUAUCCCCUGAGAGGAAUCUCUGACAGCGCUCACAAUCAAGUCUCCCAUUCACAUGCAACCAGGGCGCACCCUGCUUAGCUAGGGGGACAAGUCAGGCUUGCGACCACCAGACCAGCUGUCCAUAGUGGUGAGCUUAAUGGUGGGUUAUGUCCUUCAAAGCAAGCCUGCCAUAGUCACCUGUGGCAAGUGUAAACCAGGAUGCCUAGGCAAAGACUUACAGAAAACUGGUGGCCAGGGGUGUUGUGGAGGGGCGCAGCACAGGGACAGAGCGCUGGUACUUCUCGGCCUCUCUGGCUGUCGGGGUGGGCAUGGCUGUGGGGGCUGCCGUCCAGGAGGGAAAAUUGUCAAAAUUUUCCCAACUGAGAACCUAACCCCCGUGAUCCCAUAGCCCCCGAUGCCUCGAUAUUUACAGUUUCUGUAUCCACGAUUGCAGCCGAGAACAGAACCUCUGCGAAUAUUGAGGUCCUCCUGUAAUGCCACGCUUCUGAAUGGCCCGAAGAACAAUGACAAUUAGUAGUGUUGUCACCAAUGUGUGUUGCUGAAGCACUGAGUGGAGACAAUUGAAACUUUUUUCACAUGCAAUUAAUUACACGAAUAAAAGUUUGAAAUGGGGGGGGGUCUGUGUGUGACUCCUUUUAAUUCAAACCCCUCAGGAAGCUGCUUGCACUGGUAUCUGUCUUGGUCAACAGAUAGGAUAAUCCACUAACAGGACAGGCCUGUACAUUUUGUCUUUCCGUCUCCUCGUUUCCCGGCCACUCUGUCCUUUUCUUUUUUUUUUAUGGCUGCUUCUGCUUGGUGUGUUUAUGUUUUUGGUGUUGUGAACGGCCCUUGAGGUGAGUUUUAUGAAAGGUGGUGUAUUGUAAAUUGAACAAUAAAUAAAUAAAUAAAGUAAAGGCAGCA
Molecule: messenger RNA, 4951 nt
Organism: Hemicordylus capensis (graceful crag lizard)
Lineage: Eukaryota; Metazoa; Chordata; Lepidosauria; Squamata; Cordylidae
Gene: ACP7
Product: acid phosphatase 7, tartrate resistant (putative)
Exons: 14
Coding region: 2119-3432 (437 amino acids)
Molecular function (GO): metal ion binding; acid phosphatase activity
Source: RefSeq, a predicted model, not a curated record